This is a messenger RNA of Varroa destructor (honeybee mite), 3542 nucleotides long. RefSeq lists its product as uncharacterized. Gene Ontology annotation, molecular function: DNA-binding transcription factor activity, RNA polymerase II-specific. Gene Ontology annotation, biological process: regulation of transcription by RNA polymerase II. The record is from RefSeq and is a predicted model, not a curated record. Gene Ontology annotation, cellular component: nucleus. Lineage: Eukaryota; Metazoa; Arthropoda; Arachnida; Mesostigmata; Varroidae.
AGUCUUAAUACCAUAAUAUUGUACAAGCAGAUAUAUUACAAUAUCUACUCCAAAAUAACACAGUCCAGUAGUUUUAGAUGAUGUUAUGUACAAACAAUAAAGGCACUAUGGCCGAUUUUCGUACGUUUCAAUCGCUAGUUUUCUACCAGUGCGCCUCAUUAACAAUGUGUUUCGGCUGUAGUACUUAAACCUAGUUUCGCUUUGGUUCCUCGGAGGGCCUCUGUUUCGUGUCGCGUCAUCGCGCCGCGGCUGGCGUCUGCCUGGAGGCGAGUUAAAUAACCACGGCACGGGCACUGAAGUAUUUUGUGGAAGGUGAUGGAAGCGGAUAUUUUAACGCGGAUUUCGUUGGAGACAGUGCUAGGGAAACCCAAUGAGCUUCCAACGAAAGCGAGAGUCAUUCGACAUGAAGGCGAAAAACAAUGGCAGUAUGAGAGUUGUUCCACCGAAGAUAACAUCAAUAACAAGGAUAUUUCCGAGAAGGAUAAGAAUUGGACUACUUCAUCCAACAAACCGAAACGCUUCGUAUGUGACGUCCCCGGGUGUAACAAAGCCUUUGUUAAACCAAUUUUUCUGGAAAUGCACGUUCGAACCCAUACGGAUGAGCGCCCUUAUCUCUGCACUGUUGAAGGCUGCAGCCAAGCCUACACUAGGUCAUGGCAUCUUAAGCGACACGUCGAACGCGCACACAAGGAGACAAGAGACGCCGGACAAGAACAAUCACUACAGCGUGAGUUGAUUUGCUUCUGGCGCAUUUAUAGGCAUUUGUGUACUUGGCAGUCGUGUAGCAAGGAAUAUAACUCACGGGAUGCCCUUAAAAAGCAUAUUGCUCGGGUCCACGAAGGCAGGGAGAAUGUCGGCAGACAGAGACCUGGCGAAAGGCUCGCGUGCACCUAUUGCGCUGCUUCAUUUGCUAAACAUAGUCGCUUAAAAGCGCAUUUGUACCAUCACACUGGAGAAAUGCCAUUCAAGUGUCGUCAUGAAGAGUGCGGUAAGCAGUUUAUUAUGCAGAGCAAACUCAAAGCGCACGAGAAAACUCACGCAGGAUACGAGUGUGAAAAAUGCCCAGGACAUAGUCUGUUUUUCAGGUUUCCUACUUGGUCCGCACUCCGAAAGCACUUCAAGGAGAAGCAUAACGUUAAACGGUGUUCCAAAUGUGAUAAAACCUUCACGAGAUCAGUCAACCUUGAAGCUCAUCUGGCAACACACGAAAAUGAACGUGAAGCGUACUUAUGCUCUCAUGAAGGAUGCACCAAAUCCUAUUUUGACCUGAAAAACCUCCGUACUCAUCUAAAGGCAGCUCAUGAAGGCGUCCGUUUUACGUGUUCUGUGUGUGAGAAAAAGUUUCGGUCGAAACAGGCAGUUAGGCGACAUGCCAAGAAAUGUUCGCUUAAAAUCGAAAAGCGUGCCGUGAGGACAGGCGCCGACCGAAAACCCCGUAAAGACAAAGGCGUUGUACGGAAGCGAGCUGCAACUUGGCUUUCUGGCUGGGAAGAAAUUGGGGAGUCCUCCGAGCGAAGCGGUUGCGAAACUACUGAGGAUGCCGACGUUACAGUUAACCCAGAUGCUCGUGGAGCUUUAUUGGCAUUAAUCGACAAGAUUUCCAGAGUUAACGAUCAUGCCGUCUACUCACUUAACCAAGAACGAGAUCAAAAGUCAGUUAGUGUGCAGGAAACGCUAAAAGAAGAUCACCAGCGUACAUCCGAAUGCGAUGAUGACGUUCGGGACAGAACCGAAUGUCAUGGUGACUACAAUGAUAAUGGUGCAGAUCAGGAAGAACAAACUUUACUAUUUACUGAGCAGUUCGAUGAUCUCGAACAAAAUGCGUAUAAGGUUGAAUCCGGAAAGAGUGCGGAGGAAAUGGACAAAGAGAAAGAUGCAUUUACCGGAAUAAGCGAUCGGCGAAGCGAUACUCAUGCUAGUCAUGGAGAGCUGGGAAGGGUUAAAAUCUCCGACAGUAAAGAUUGAGAGCCCGUCCCGGCCCUACUCGCGUAUACUUCUUAAUUUGCUACUUUAGAUGCGAGAAUUUUCAAUUUAGUGGUUCAGUGAUACUUGUUUUUUUAUUAUAUGCAAAUACAUAUUAAUGCAUCGUAAUACACGAGGGGUUUUCAUAUCUAUCGUAGUAAAUCGUUUUGUUCAUCACAUCGUGAUCUGGUGGUAGUUUCCCGAGAUUAGGGGUCGCAGCUUCAGGCACGGCUAACGAUACAUACUACAAAACCUGUAUAAAUGGAGAAAAAAUCUUUAACUCGCGCUGGUCGAAUGCUUGUUUAAAGAGAGACUCGUAGCCUUUGUGUGCAGUCCCUCAUUUCAUUCAUAAGGUUAUAGCAGUAAGCUAAUUAAAUAGGAUACAGUUUUUGGAUACCAAGAAAGUCGUUACUUCAUUUGUACCGAGAGUUGGUUAAAAAGAUUGAUAAAUCGCUAUUAAACCAAAGAUAAGAUGAAGGCAUGCGAUUAUUUUCUGCAUAAAGAAUUAUCUCUGAAUUUAUAAAGUGUAAUGUUUAUUUAUAUAUAUAAUUGUAAAUAUAAAUGUAUACAAUCCGCAGUUCCUGUUUGCUUUAGAUAUACGUCUUACUUUAGGCAAGUUUAUCUCACGCUCUCAUUGCUGCUGUGUAUAAUGUAAUAUAUAAUACCUUGCUGUUGCCACCGCAGUUCUUUCCACAUUUUUCCAUAUAGUUAAUAACCGCUAUGUUCGAACACGUUAGAGAGACAUGUUUAUACAUGCCACGAAAUCUGGAACCGGAAAUUACUAUUGUCAAAAUGCAUUGACACACAUUUGUUUAUAAAGGGGAUCUUUCCAGAAGUUAACAUCAUCGAAAAGAGGCGUCAUAAGAUUAAAGCUGCGGAUACUGAUCCGUACCAGGAUAGCAACGUCUAUUAAGAUAGAGAAGUAUCCAAUAUUUCGAAUCUCAAUUAAGGUGCAGGAACUUAUCAAUUCUUCAUUAUUAGCUUACUCGGGUCUAAUAAAAAAUGAAAGCGAAUAUACUCAAAGGGGAUGUUCGACUCAGACUUAUAGGUUCGGUUUUAUUGGCUGAAACAUUAACUCUUGGCAUAAAAAACGCAUAUUAUCAAACGCAACCUAAAAUAUGUAUACGUGUUUUUUUAAUUAAGCGUUUCCAUGAAAAAUGGAUACACCUUUGCCAGGCCGACCCGCGUCGUGCCAGUGUUUCAUAGUCAUCUGCCAAAUGCUGCACACUUGCCUCGUACUGCGAACACUUCCAUAGUCUGUGCACAGUGAGGUUUCGUUCAGCUUGGGGUUCCCUAAAAUUAAAGGUCUGGUAAAAUAUGAGUUGCAUAUUAGUGCAGAGCUGCGGACACACUUGUCUUACGGCUAUACCUAAUAGUUUCGGACCAAUUCGUUGCAACCCAUUCGUUGCAUAUAAGGGCUAAGUAAAAUAUUCUAUAUAUGUAUAUAUAUUGUUAGUCAUUUACAUAAAAUAUUGUCUGAUUUAUAAACGAAAAUUCAUAUUGUUAGUAAAUAGCAAAGAAAAAAUGAAAAACUAAUUUGUAUCGUGGAAUAGUCAAGACUGCAAUAAAUUUAGACAAGA